Molecule: messenger RNA, 1695 nt
Organism: Cryptomeria japonica (Japanese cedar)
Lineage: Eukaryota; Viridiplantae; Streptophyta; Pinopsida; Cupressales; Cupressaceae
Product: pectinesterase-like
Exons: 2
Coding region: 1-1695 (564 amino acids)
Biological process (GO): cell wall modification
Molecular function (GO): pectinesterase activity; pectinesterase inhibitor activity
Source: RefSeq, a predicted model, not a curated record
AUGGCGACUAAUCUAAAAAGUUAUCUCAGAAACCGGAAAAGUCCUAAUGAAGGGAAAACACAAAACUCAAAAACCCAAUUUCUAUCGUUGCUGAUCGUUGUGCUGGUAUUUCUGCCAGUUAACUCCAAUCAGGACUAUCAUCAUGAUUGGAAAACGAUUGUGAAGUGGGUGUGUCAUCAGGCUCCCUAUCCCAUCCGCUGUGUCUCAUCUAUGGCAUUCAAUCCUGCUUAUCGGAAGCCCACGCUUGACAUUCUGUCUACCGUGGCCGUACAAGUAAGCUUACAAGGGGCACAAAAUGCCCGCGACUUUGCUGCCUCUCUUCACAAUCAUACCAUGGAUGAAAAAGAACGUGCGGCAUGGCAGGAUUGUGUAGAGCUUUUCAAAGACAGCGUGUAUCGUCUUAACAUGAACACCAUCAACAACGACGAAGCUCCGAUAUGGCUGAGUACAGCUUUGGCAAACCGGGAGGCCUGCUUGAACGGUUUUCGUGAUUUCAAUUUGACUGCAACCAGUACUAUUGCAGCUCUCAUGUCAACAACAACUCUUAACUUGUCAGAAAUGCUGAGCAAUUCUCUUUCAAUGUACAGUCUCUCCACAUGGUCACUGACAAAUCGCCACUUGCUAUCAACUAAAGAUCAACAAAAUGGAGACCUUUAUUCCCAUUAUGGUAGUGCCACCGAAGAAGAAUUUCCUCAGUGGUUGGGAGCCACAGAGAGGAAUCUGUUGCAAUCAUCAAGCCUGGCAGCUCAAGCUAACGUGGUGGUUGCCAAAGAUGGUUCUGGCAACUACCGAACAAUUGGAGAAGCAGUAAACGCUGCGCCACAGCAGAGCAGCAAGAGAUACGUUAUUUACAUUAAGGCUGGACUUUACAAGGAGAACAUCGACAUACCCAGCCAGAAAACUAAUUUGAUGUUCAUUGGCGAGGGCAGAGACAAAACUGUUGUAACUGGAAGCAAGAGCGUAGCAGAUGGUGUCACUACAUUCAAAACUGCAACUGUGGGUGUUUCUGGGGACGGAUUCAUUGCAAGAGAUAUGACGUUCGAGAACACAGCAGGGCCCGAGAAGCACCAAGCCGUUGCACUUCGAAUUGGGUCUGAUCGCUCUGUGGUGCACCGUUGCAGCAUCAAAGGCUAUCAAGACACUUUGUAUGUUUUCUCCUUCUGCCAAUUCUACAGCGAAGUAGAUAUAUAUGGCACUGUGGAUUUCAUCUUCGGCUACGCAGCGGUGGUGAUCCAGAACAGCAACAUCAUCGCCAGACGCCCUCUGGACCACCAGGGGAACACCAUAACUGCCCAUGGAAGAUCAGAUCCCAACGAAAGGAGUGGGAUUUCUAUCCACAACUGUAGAAUAAGUGCUGCCCCCGAUCUACAACGCGUGAAAGGGUCGAUCAACACAUACCUGGGAAGACCGUGGGGCAAAUAUGCUCGUGUUGUAGUCAUGCAAUCUGUUGUCGGCGAUUUGAUCGCUCCUGCCGGUUGGUCAGAAUUUGAAGGAAACCUUGCUCCUAGUACGUUGUACUACGGAGAAUACAUGAACAGCGGAGCUGGUGCAGCCACGUCCGGGCGGGUGAAUUGGCCUGGUUAUCAUGUUAUCACCAGUGCAAGUGAAGCCUCCAAGUUUACUGUUGGCCAAUUCAUUUCUGGAGAUGGGUGGAUUCCGGCUACAGGAGUUAGAUAUACAUCGGGAUUGAAGUGA